Molecule: messenger RNA, 2331 nt
Organism: Suillus bovinus
Lineage: Eukaryota; Fungi; Basidiomycota; Agaricomycetes; Boletales; Suillaceae
Exons: 8
Coding region: 1-2331 (776 amino acids)
Source: RefSeq, a predicted model, not a curated record
AUGGACGACCCUGGUCAAGACUUGGCCAAAGAAGACCUGGCCGAAGAUCAAUACAAUACUCACCAGGAUAUUCAAGCACGUGUGCAAGGGCUGCGUGGCUGCAUGGUCAUGCCUUACCCAGAUCCGCAUGCUGGCGAACAAAUAGCUAAUCGAGCCAACCAUCAUGCUGCAAACGAGAAUUUGUACCAUCCUUUCACUUCUAAGAUGGAUUGGGAGGUCGCCAGAUGGGCGAAACUUCGCGGAGUCAGUUUGACGGCUUUUUCAGACUUGCUCGCAAUCGAGGGGGUCAGCGAACAUUUGUCACUCUCCUUCAAGAAUGCGAAUGAGUUGAACGCACUUGUCAGCCAUGAGCUUCCGAGUAGCCGCUUCAAGCGAGAGCAGAUCAUCGUCGCCAGUGAAGCCUUUGACAUAUAUUAUUGCGAUGUGAUCGAAUGUGUCAGGUCACUGUAUGGUGAUCCCGAUUUUGCAAGAUAUCUUGCAUUUGCCCCCGAGCGGCAUUAUUCUGACAAGGAUAAAACAGUUUGUCUCUUUCAUGAUAUGCAUACAGGAAAAUGGUGGUGGGAUACACAGAAAAAGCUGGAUCAGCACAGUCCAGGUGGCACCAUCAUUCCCAUCAUUAUCUCAUCCAACAAAACGCAAGUGACCUUGUUCUGCAACAAGUCCAUCUAUCCCUCAGUUGGUUUUGAUGGACUUCAUAUGGCUAGUGGGGAUGGCGCUCUCCGCCGUUGCCAUCUAUUAUUUGCUAGCUUUGUUGGUGACUACCCUGAACAGCUCCUUGCCACCAGAAUCAAGUUUGGAGAGUGUCCAAAAUGCGAUGUCGAUGCUGCUGAAACAGGGAAUUUAUCUUUCAUUUGUGCUUGCUCGGUAGCAGGCAUCAAGCCCAUUGUUCAUCCUUUCUGGGAAGAUCUCCCGUUUGCCAACAUUUUCUGUGCGAUCACACCAGACGUAUUACACCAACUAUAUCAAGGCUUGAUUAAGCACCUCUUAGGAUGGCUGUCGGCUGCUUGUGGAGCUGUCAAAAUAGAUGCUCAUUGUCGGCGUCUUCCUCCCAACCAUAAUAUCCAUCUGUUUAGGAAGGGCAUCACUAGCCUGUCACAUAUAAGCGGUGCUGAACAUGCACAAAUCUGCCACUUUCUCCUUGGUAUCGUGAUUGGUCGACUUCUACGAGCCGUGUGGGGUCUACUCAAUUUCCUCUAUCUUGCACAAUAUCCUUGUCAUAGCUCAGAGACCCUGCAGCUGCUGGACGACGCGCUCGAUCUUUUUCACAACAAUAAGGACAUUUUCGUCGAGCUGGGUAUCCGAAACAAUUUCAAUCUACCAAAACUGCAUGCAAUGCGCCACUACACUCUCAUGAUAAUGAUGUUGGGUACGACGGAUAAUUAUAAUACAGAGUACACCAAACGACUUCAUAUUGAUUAUGCCAAGGACCCUUACUGUGCUACAAACCAUAAAGAUGAAUUUUUGCAGAUGACACGCUGGCUCGAACGAAAGGAGAAGGUUCUGCGCUAUGAGAAGUACAUCAACUGGCGACUUGCUGGCAAUCACAAGUCUGAGCCCUACCACUCAUGUCCUCCUGAUAUGUCUUUCCGUCGGCUUCAGACGAUGACAAAGCACCCUAGUGCAAAGGCCAUCAAUAUAGACAAGCUGAUUGAAGACUACGGCGCUACUUAUUUCCACGAAGCACUUGCACGCUAUAUCACACAACUCAGCCACGCUAAUGAUCCAUGCCUCUCUAGUCAAACACUGGAUGUGUUGGCACAUGACGUCCAUCUCCCGUUCCGAAGUCUUCCAGUUUUCCACAAGAUUAAGUGGCUCUCGGUGGAUACUCGUGAUCACGGCGACACAACAGUCACAUUGGACUCUGUGCAUGCCAGACCACAACAGAGCUCAGGUUCUUCUCCAUUGGCUUGUCGGUCAGAUACAGCUCUUGUGAGUCUCGGUCCGAAUACUGAUAUUGUUAGCGCUGGUAUACAAGGUUUCCGUGUUGGCCAAGUACGAGUCAUUUUUGCAUUACCACCAAAGUCACUUCUGCUCCUUGUGCCGCCAACAGUCCAGGUACCCAAACACUUAGCUUACAUCGAGUGGUUUACACCAUUCUCUUCAGCUCCCGAUCGACGCCACGGACUUUAUGAGCUCUCGCGAUCGUUCCGUGGUGGUGAAAAAUUGGCAAGUAUUGUGCCAUUGGCAAACAUUGUGCGUAGUGUCCAUCUGAUACCAAGUUUUGGUGCUGUCGUCCCACGAGAAUGGACGAGUGAUACGGUUCUAGAUGAUUGUAACGAUUUUUGGUUGAAUUCGUAUUUAGAUAGAUACACUUUUUGUAUAUUCAAGUAA